Messenger RNA from Betta splendens (Siamese fighting fish), 5270 nucleotides. It is a transcript of the gene ttbk1a, whose product is annotated as tau tubulin kinase 1a. NCBI's taxonomy places the organism in Eukaryota, Metazoa, Chordata, Actinopteri, Anabantiformes, Osphronemidae. The record is from RefSeq and is a predicted model, not a curated record. Gene Ontology annotation, biological process: peptidyl-tyrosine phosphorylation; signal transduction; peptidyl-serine phosphorylation. The transcript has 17 exons. The coding region runs from base 614 to 4447 and encodes 1277 amino acids. Gene Ontology annotation, cellular component: cytoplasm; nucleus. Gene Ontology annotation, molecular function: ATP binding; protein serine/threonine kinase activity.
GAAAGAGUAAGCAGGAUGUGGCGCUAGGUGACGAAAGCUUGACGCUGAUGGAUGCAGCGCUGCAGUGCGGACAAACGGGUUGGAGAACCUGACACCCACAGUCCGCCUCUGACAGCUCGUCCAGGUCGGCGCAAACGGAGAUUCUGAGUCCUAUUGUUCCCGGGUUCCGCUCCCUGUUCUGAGUCCCGGUUCAGCGUCCAGCGUGAGGAGGCGCAGUCGUCCUCAUCCUCCGCGUCCUCCGCUGCAGCAUCGGGCUUUUGAUGAGCGCCCCCAGACUCUAAAGGGAAAUAAUCUGGCUUUUGUUCCUGUCUGGAUCCAGCAGCGGGUGUGUUCUGCACGACCCGGAAUGGUCUGACAUCGGGAGCGUUGGUAGAGAAUUAAAUGGUGCUUUAGUCCUGCGGGAUCCUGAGGCCCGAAUCCGUGUCUCCCAUUUAGAGGAACGGUGGGUUUUCUGGACCAGGACGUUUUGUGCCGAAAUAAAAUCCCAGAUGAAGAUUGCCAAAAGGCGGAAAAGGAGCGGACGGUGCGCCAGGCUACUAACACAGGAACAGGAAGGGUUUUGUCCCCCUCAGGAUUUGUUGUAAGACGUCAGGUUUUCCGGGAGCUCAGAACUAUGAUAAAUGGCUCUUUUAAGCUGGGAGCUGCUCGUGUUCUGUCUGGCUGGCAGAUGCAGUGCCUAGUGCCCGGCCUCCAGGACAACGGCAACAUGAACGGGACGUCGGAGCAGGCCGACAUCCUGCCGCCCAACUGCAUGGUCAAAGACCGGUGGAAAGUGCUGAAGAAGAUCGGUGGGGGCGGCUUCGGGGAGAUCUACGAGGCCUUGGACCUGCUGACGCGGGAGAACGUGGCGCUGAAGGUGGAGUCGGCCCAGCAGCCCAAACAGGUCCUGAAGAUGGAGGUGGCGGUGCUGAAGAAGCUGCAGGGUAAAAAUCACGUCUGUAAGUUUAUUGGCUGUGGAAGAAACGACAAGUUCAACUAUGUGGUCAUGCAGCUUCAGGGACGGAACCUGGCCGACCUGCGGAGGAGUCAGCCCAGAGGAACCUUCACCAUGAGCACCACGCUGCGGCUCGGGAAGCAGAUCCUGGAGUCCAUCGAAGCCAUCCACUCAGUGGGCUUCCUGCACCGCGACAUCAAACCGUCGAACUUUGCAAUGGGCCGACUUCCCUCCACCUACAGGAAGUGCUACAUGCUGGACUUUGGUCUGGCUCGACAGUACACCAACACGACCGGAGAGGUCCGACCGCCGAGGACCGUGGCCGGUUUCAGAGGGACGGUUCGCUAUGCGUCAGUCAACGCUCACAAGAACAAGGAAAUGGGUCGCCACGACGACCUCUGGUCGCUGUUUUACAUGUUGGUGGAGUUCGCUGUCGGACAGUUGCCGUGGCGAAAGAUCAAAGAUAAGGAGCAAGUGGGUCAGAUUAAGGAGCGCUAUGACCAUCGCAUGCUGCUCAAACACAUGCCUUCAGAGUUUAACAUCUUCCUGGACCACGUUCUGGCUCUGGACUAUUACACCAAGCCUGACUACCAGCUGCUGAUGUCGGUGUUUGAGAACAGCAUGAAGGAGCGAAUCAUUACAGAGAACGAGCCUUUCGACUGGGAGAAGGGAGGAAGUGACGUCACGCUGUCGACCAGUGCCUCCACCCAACCGCAGCACAACACACGACCCACCGCCGCCAUGGUGGGGGCCAUCGUGACACCGAUCCCUGGAGAUCUUCAGCGGGAGAACACCGACGAUGUUCUGCAGGAUGAGCAUCUGAGCGAUCAGGAGAACGCGCCCCCAGCCCCAGCCAGCCGACCGCCGGGGGACACGGCCGUACCGCACGUGGAGCCGGGAGAAGCCUGGGAGGACACGGACUUCAACCGCAACAGACUCAGGAUCAGCCUGAACAAGGGGACUCAGGAAGACGAGGCCGGUCGGGGGGCGUGUCCAGUGUCGCCCGUCCGAGGCGGCGCCCCAGAGUCGCCGACGGGUCAGGCUCGCUCGCUACGUUACCGCCGGGUCAACAGCCCUGAAUCGGAGCGCCUGUCUGCUGCUGAGGGUCGGGCAGACGCCUACGGGCAGAGGUCCAGGAUGGACAUCCUCAACUCGCCUUCCCGUCACGUCUACUCGUCGCAGCCAGCGCAGAUGCUAUCUGUCGAUCCUGGUUGUCGGGGAGACCGCCAGGUUAGCGGCCGCCAGGAGGUAUCGGUGGCGUCGGUGGACCAGGAGGCACACAGCAACGCCUUCAUCCGCUCGGUCCCUCUAGCCGAGGAGGAGGACUUCGACAGCAAAGAGUGGGUGAUCAUCGACAAAGAGACGGAGCUACGAGACUUCCAGCCCACAACGUCAGGGACGACUGACGAGGAGCCCGAAGAGCUCCGCCCCCUGGAGGAGCAGGAGGAGAGGCGGCGGCUACGGGCUGGAGGAGGUGAGCUAGUUGUUCGUCCCAAAACCCACACGAGGGAGAGCAGCCGGGGGAUGCUCACCCUGACGGAGGAGGAGGCGUCGAGGAGGAGCGGCGGGAGCCCGGCUCAGUCGCCCUGUCACUCGCUGCCAUCAGGACGCCCCCGCCGGAGAGAGUCCGAGCCCACUGGACCCCAAAGACCGAUGUUGUCACCCACGGAGCAGAGCACGCCAUCACCACCCUCCCCAGACUAUCGGACAAAGGGCCAGAGUGAUGAGAAGGAGCACUUCCACAUCCUUCCCCAGCUCCAUGCCAAGAGAGCUGACUUCCUCACCGUCAUGCUGACGGGAACGUUGCCUUCACGCCGCAGCUUUGCCACAACAGACGAGGAUGUCAUCAUACCUCCAGGCCCAAAGGAAGAUGAUGUCACAAAGAGUGAGUCCAACAGUGAGGCCAGUCAGAAAAGCACCGAACGUAGCCAAGACGCUGCACCUUCGACCCUCAUGGCCGAGGACCAGAGAGGCCAGAGAGAACACGCUUCAGCUGCUGAUGCAGACGUUGACCUAGAGGACGCCUCCAAAACUCUCGUCCUCUUCUCACCUGGAGACACUCGCAAAUCUCCCUCUGGUGCCGAUCACGUGCUAGAGGGAGAGUUGGCCACACCGACGGCCUUUACUUCUCGUAAUGACCGGCUCCCGGUUGGAGAGGCAGUCUUGCCUGAACCCUCUGAGACUGGACGUUUGUCCCCUGCUCUCAGGUCAGACUUGAGGCCUUCCACUCCUAUCGCUCCCGCAUCACCUCCCUUCACCAAAGUUGAGCGCACUUUCAUCCAUAUUGCAGAGACAUCGCACCUUAAUGUCAUGUCUUCUAACAGUCACUCUGCAAAGGAGAGUGACCGGGAAGUCUGUGCCAUCAUGAAGGAAUUAGCCACAGAGGAUGAACCCCAGGAGCAGGGCAGAGCUCUAGGUGCAGAAGAGUCUGUAGCAGCGUCAGACAAAACUGCUCGGGUGGAUAAACCUCCCCAAACUGAAAACGGUCCAUCAGCGGUCUCAACCCAGACUUGGGAGCCUGUCCCAGGAGCCACGUCACCAGUGAAUGAACACAAAGAUCUGCAGGAAACUAAGAAACAACCAUCAUCCAGUCAAGACGCCGCUAACCUUCAGAUGACUGGAUCAGACCUGCCAGCCACUACAAAGACCAGAAUUCGAAGCCGAAUUCCAGUUCUCAUCUCUGAGGAGGACUCAGGCUCAGAACAAUCUUCCUCCCUCUCAGCUCGGGUUCGUCUUCAGCAGCGGGCCAGGCAGCUGGACUUGGCCCGUCUUCUGGUCCAGAGGCAACAAGGCCGCUGGAUGAGAAGAAGGAUACUGUCUGGGACGUCGUCAUCUUUAUCCUCUGGGGACGAUGAGCGCCGAAGAGCUUCGGAAACUCUGUCCAUCGCCGGCUCAGAGGAAGACACACAUACAUCAGACGAGUCUAGGAGGAGCUUCCGUCUUAAACCCACAGAAGAGCAAGGUUCGAAGGACUGCAGGAGCAGGAUCCCCAGGCCUGUCACCCCCAUAAAAAGACCUUCAGAGGGACUUGCUGUUGCUCUUUCUCCUCUUUCUUUGCCGGAUGCCAGCACUAGCAAAGGAGCGUCAAACUUCAUGAACGGGACACAGAAAAUUGGACAAAGCACCCUCGGCGGCCAAAGGAAGCCCAAAGCUGUCCCAGCUAGAUCUUCUUCCUCGUGUGCUCGUCCUGCUGCCGUCCCUGCCCCGUCUGGCAGCCCUCGGAUACCCCUGCGAGUGUUGCUUGGCACCCGACGCAGCCUGAGCACCACCCACUGCAGGACUGAUAGCCCUUCUCCUCAGAGAGUUUGUCCUUCGCGGCAGCCCCUCUCAGUUCGAGCCCCAACUGUCCCCAUGCUACCGCCCAGGACUACAACAACUAUGCGGCGCAGCUCUUCACAGGAAGCCACGGCCCAGGCAACCUCUGGUACGACGCCCGCUAGGACCCGAGCUAAACCAGCCGCUGCAGCUAAAGGGAAACCAAAUGCCAGGGAGAAGAUGCUGCCCGCUAGAUAAUACAAAGAGACGUUUGUAUAAUCAGUCUUCAGAAAAGCUACGCCUCAAAUUUCUCACCUGAUUCCAUAUUAGACUGUAAUGUUACGACGACCUCCCUCAGUUCAUUUAAUAUGUAUGAAGGACAGCUUACUGAACUAUCUUCAUGGGCUUCCAGUAGUUAUGACUGCCAUGGUGCUACGGAAAUGUCUGCUGCUCCUUGGUGGAACUCUGACUCAGUAACUGGUUUGUCCAGCUUCAGAGACCCAUCUCACCCAAGGCUCCCAGCUUGUCCACAGCUGUACUACUCUGCUAUUAAUGAUACCUUGCUUGGUUCACGCUGCAUGGUGAAGUAUAUCACUGAUACAUGGAAUCUGUAGAGGGCAAACUGCGUGUGCUGUAUGAAAACCUGUACCUUUAAAUUAUUUGAUAUAACUCUCCUCCUGCUAUUGGCUCAGAAGUCAUAGGAACCAGUUGGAAGCCAAACAUUGUUACCACAAUAGAAACGUUUCCUUGUGCUGUGGUCUUGGAUGACAAGACGAGUGACGCCGGCUGCUCGCCUCCUCCUCAUGGUGUGACAUGGGCAUGCUUUAAUCAUUCUAUUUUUUAUGUGUUUUAUUUUGUUAAUGCUAUGAAUUGUAUAUAAUAGAAUCAUUUCCCAUAAAGACACCUUUAUUUUUUAUCUUGCCAAGCAAAGUGUACAUUUCAAGUCUUGAGCCUUCGUUUCAUUGUGUUGGCACUACGCCUGUUUUUUACGCAUGAGAAAAACAGGGUUAACCAUGAGAGGAAGUUAUAGAUGCUUGGAUUGGUUGAAGGCGUUGAACUGUGAAGUAAAGUCUUGGUCCUA